Molecule: messenger RNA, 601 nt
Organism: Bicyclus anynana (squinting bush brown)
Lineage: Eukaryota; Metazoa; Arthropoda; Insecta; Lepidoptera; Nymphalidae
Product: ejaculatory bulb-specific protein 3-like
Exons: 3
Coding region: 166-525 (119 amino acids)
Source: RefSeq, a predicted model, not a curated record
UAAUAAAACACAUACAACAUUAUCAAUGUAUGCACAUUACCAUAUCGCCAGACCUCUGGAAUAUUGUGUACCUAUAUAAGGAGUGCUCUUAAUGAGAAAUAAACAUUUGCCUUUUUUAAUUCGUCUCGGUCACUUGGUGCUUCGCUGGUAUUUUAGAAUCUAAAAAUGAAGUGGGUAAUUGUCCUUUCGGCUUUGAUGGUCUUGGCUGCGGCGAAAGAACUGUACUCGACAGAAAAUGAUGAUUUCGACAUCGACAGCGCUGAUUCUGAAACGCUAAAGGCAUUCCUGAACUGCUUCAACGACAAAGGUGCCUGUGAUGAGAGGUCUACUGACUUUAAGAAUGACAUUCCGGAGGCAGUCGUACAAGCGUGUGCGAAAUGCACGCCAGAACAGAAACACAUUUUCAAAGUAUUUUUGGAAUCAAUCAAGGUGCAGGACCCUGAGGGCUACAAAGUUUUCCAACAAAAGUACGAUCCACAGAACAAAUAUAUUGCCGCUUUGCAGGCAGCCAUCGCGAAUGCAUAAGCCUGUACUGAAGAAAGAAAUCUCGAUACAAUAAUUAAGUCAUUGUCAAAUCAAUAGAAUAAAAGUUUAACGCAUU